Microthlaspi erraticum is the source of this 402-nucleotide messenger RNA. NCBI's taxonomy places the organism in Eukaryota, Viridiplantae, Streptophyta, Magnoliopsida, Brassicales, Brassicaceae. The record is from the annotation of a GenBank genome assembly.
AUGCCGGGAGAUGAUGAUGAGGAAGUAUGGUGUAUGUGCGUGGUAGAUGAUGUGCUCCAUGCUUAUUUUUCUCAACAAGGGUUAAUGGGACUUGAUGCAAAGCGUAAAGUAUGGAGAAGCGUCGUUGGUUUGGAUAAACUUGAAGCUAAUUUCUAUGACGCUGUAACGGCGGAAUACGAUGGAAAGCUUGCGGUUUUGUGGUAUGGUUCCAGCAAGCAAGAGAUUAAUGUAGGACUGCCAAAAUCCAAGAGUGUUAAAAUAUUUCCAACAAUUAGGUCUGCAGUGAUCGCGUUGGAUUGGAUUGGAGAAGUGAUUCGUGGGACGAUCGAGUGGUAUGGUGUCCUGACGAUGCCAGAAGAUUCUUCUUGUGCUUUUCAAAAUUUCUUAGUCGUUUCUGAUUGA